Molecule: messenger RNA, 1332 nt
Organism: Meloidogyne enterolobii
Lineage: Eukaryota; Metazoa; Nematoda; Chromadorea; Rhabditida; Meloidogynidae
Source: the annotation of a GenBank genome assembly
AAAAUGCUUGGAAUUCCAUUCCUAGACGAUGCUAUAUUUAAAUUGUUUAAACCUCAAGCCUUUGACGAUCCAGUUGAUAGGCUUAAUUAUUUUGUUACGUCUUCAUUGCUGACAUUUUUUGCUUUAAUGGUUUCUGCUAAACAAUAUGUUGGAAGUCCUAUUCAAUGUUGGAUGCCUAUGGAAUUUAAAGGAGGUUGGGAACAAUAUGCAGAAGAUUACUGUUUUAUUCAAAAUACUUAUUAUGUUGCACCGGAAGAAGAAAUACCUGCUGAGGUGACAGAACGGGAUGAACGACAAUUUGGCUAUUAUCAGUGGGUGCCUAUAAUGUUGGCAUUACAGGCAGUUAUGUUUUAUUUACCAAAUUGGAUUUGGAAGACUUUACACCAACAAAGCGGUGUUGAUUUAGAAACAGCUAUAGCAGAUGCUCGUUCAUUACGUUCAAUGUCUUCAUCUAAAAGACAACAAGAAAUGAAUAAAUUAGCCCAAUAUUUAAAUGAAACAUUAGAAUUACACGAAACACAUCGAACACCUCGUUAUUUUUUAUGUUUACGUUUUGGACGUUCACUUGGCUCUUAUGUUUCUUCUCUUUAUUUAUUUAUUAAAUUUUUAUAUUUGGUUAACGUCCUUGCCCAAUUCUUUUUAUUAAAUGCUUUUAUCGGCCACGGAUUUGCACUUUGGGGUUGGACUGCCAUUCAAUCCUUGUGGUUAGGAGAUGGAUGGCAAGACUCUCCAGUAUUUCCACGUGUUUCACUUUGUGAUUUUCGUGUUCGGCGACUUGCUAAUAUGCACAGAUACACUGUUCAAUGUGUUCUUAUGAUUAACAUGUUUAAUGAAAAGAUUUAUCUUUUCAUGUGGUUUUGGAUGUUUUUAGUUGGUAUUUCAACUUUAAUCAAUUUCCUUUAUUGCCUAUUUUCACUGGUGCCACCAUCUGCCCGAGAACGUCAACUUCGUCUUUUAUUAAAACAAGCAAAAUUCCAAGAUUUGGUUCAUUGCAAAGAAGCUGCCCCUCUCCUCCAACGUUUUGCCAAUUACGCAUUACGUCCUGACGGAAUUCUUCUUUUGCGAUUUAUUGAGGGUCAUGCUGGUGCUAUUGUUGCAAGAGAAUUAGUUGCUCAACUUUUUUCCGAUUACGUACAUCAUUGUGAGGGUAAAAAUGAUUAUUUUCUUUAUUUGAAAAUCACAUAUAGGCCCUUGACAAUAAUUUCCAAAACUAUUGGCAGUACCGAACCCGGUUGGAUUUUCCGGCGUCCUGAUUCCAAAUCAGGAUUUAGGGUCUUUUUAAAAAGACCAAUUGGGUUUUUUUUAUUUUCAAAAAUUAUUAGAAAUUUAUAA